This is a messenger RNA of Papilio xuthus (Asian swallowtail), 3985 nucleotides long. It is a transcript of the gene ckn, whose product is annotated as CRK like proto-oncogene, adaptor protein. Lineage: Eukaryota; Metazoa; Arthropoda; Insecta; Lepidoptera; Papilionidae. Gene Ontology annotation, molecular function: protein phosphatase binding; signaling adaptor activity. The record is from RefSeq and is a predicted model, not a curated record. Gene Ontology annotation, cellular component: axon; focal adhesion. Gene Ontology annotation, biological process: cell surface receptor protein tyrosine phosphatase signaling pathway; axonogenesis. The transcript is spliced from 10 exons. Bases 1 to 2163 code for a protein of 720 amino acids.
AUGGAGCAUUCGUUUUCGCUCAUAGCACCGCCUUCCUUGCUCUCUAAAGAGUUGUCUAACGCGUCACGCAAAUCUCUACAUGCAUAUCUGUCAUUGGGGGGAAUGUCGCGGGGCGGGGGCGCGGGCGCGGGCGGCAAGGCGGCGACGGCGAAGCGCGUGCCGCCGCCCGCGGUGCCCGGCGACGCCUUCGCCACGCCGCACCACCGACACUCGGGCUCCAGCUUUGGAUCGCAGGGCUAUGCCUCUUGUGAGGACCAGCCUUACCCGCAGCCGCCCGACACGCCGUCUCAUACGAGAGAUGACCACUCGGACUACGGCAGCACGGUGUCAGGCGUAUCGGGCGCUAGCGGCAGCUUGGGCAAGUCACCGGCGGGCGGGGGGACCUUCACCUUUCCACCGCAGCCGCUCACGCACAAAGCUGCCGUCUACUACCACCACCAGUUGGCUCUUAGUGACGACCAGGGCAUUGAUAUGACACAGAGUCCGGGUCGCGACAGUCCCGGGUCUUCAUCCGGUUCGGCGGGAUCUGGGUCGCGCCACUCGUCCGCGUCGCUCGACAGCGGGCGUGCGUCAGGCCGUCUGCCGCCGCAUCACCACCACGCCGCCUGCCACUGCGGGGAUACUGACAGAGUACGCGCCAUGAUCUCACAGGGACUACCAGACACAGAUAUAAUCCACGCGUGGUUAGCGGACAUACAGAUGGAGGAAUACGCGCGACUGUUCAUAGAAGCGGGCUACGACUUGCCAACAGUGACGCGGAUGACUCCCGAGGAUCUAACAGCCGUCGGUAUCAAGAAACCUAACCACCGCAAACGGCUCAAAGCAGAGCUCGCUAACCUCAACGUGCCGGAUAAUCUGCCCGAUUAUAUUCCGGGUUCGUUAGAGGAGUGGCUGCGCCUGCUCCGACUUGAGGAGUACGGACCAGCGCUGGUGGCUCAGGGUUACCGCACCGUACAUGACGUCACACAGCUCGCAUGGGAGGAUUUAGAAGAUAUGGGUAUAGUCCGACUCGGUCACCAGAAGAAAAUACUCCUCGCCAUCAAGAGAGUGAAGGACAUCAGAGCCGGCAAGCGAAGCAUCAGCAGCCAGGGCUCGCUCGACUUCACCAGGCUACAACCCGGACAGGAUUUAUAUCCAAGAGAACUACAUUACCAGCCGUGGGAGAGGCACGCGAGGAGUUACCAUAAACCCCCCGAUCUAAACUUUGACGCCAUACCAACGCCCCUGAGUGCCACAGACUUGGUUCCUAUCCAGAUCCGUCAUCCUCGCGGUAAAUCCUUGGAAAGCUUAGAAGAUCCUUCAGAAAGGACCUCGCACACGACAUUUUCUCCCGAAGCGGGCUUCUACUACGGCGGUGGCCAGUGGAGGCGCUCCUACGACGAUGGUGACAUCACGCCCACCAACGACUGCUCGUACGAGGGAGGGGGUACUUUACCGCGUCCGAGGGGCUUAGUCCGUCCUCGACCGGUUGCGAAGAUACAAGCGACGCCCGCGUACAGAGACAAGUCGCCGGACUACACGUACGAUGAGAUCGCGUACUCGGCUCGUUUACAGCGUGUGGCGUACGGCGCGAGUCCGCACGUCGCCAGGAAACCUCCACCCGAGCCCCCGAAGCGCCAGAGCUCUCAGUACGCGCCGUUCACUCGGUUCGGGCAGACGACUGUGGAGAUUCACCCCGAGAAGAGUCUGCCGCUGAGCUUGCCGGCUUACCCCAGCUCUGACUCGCUGAGCGUCUCUCUAGACAGCACGGGCCUUCUCCCCCCGCCGCCCGCGCCCUCCUCCCCGCCGCGCAGGUACGACGAUGACAACAUCAGGACCGGCUCCGACGCCAGCUUUAAGUCAAGUUCGAGCACCGAAUCGGACAGCAUUCCGUUCGCGAAUGAGAAUGCGGGGACAAUAAAGCAGAACCGAGGUCAAAUCGGGGGCCGGCCGCAUACCGUGGACUACGGCCGCACCGGCAUCGGCCUCUCCACUCUCCCGCCGAGGUCCGCCGCUGAUAUGAAACCAUCGACAACACACUCCCUCCCCGAGCACAAGGAGGAGGGCAAGAGCACGGAACCCGUUGACGUCCUCAACGACAUCGGCAACAUGCUCGCCAACCUAACGGACGAAUUGGACGCCAUGUUGGAAGAAGAGAAACGUCAAGGUCUGACUGAUUCCUAAAAUAAGCUUACUUUGGAUUCGUGUUUAAAUUUAAACAAAUUAAUGUUUCAUUUCCAACUCGAAUAGUUGAAAUUUUAGUUUAGUAUUCAUGUAUCGAAAACAAUAAAUUCCAAAGAAUAGUACUAUUAGUACAGUGAAUUGUGGUCUAUGAUUUUAAAAAUAUUGUGAGAAUAUUCUAUUAUUUUAUUUAUGUACUUGAUUAAAAAGUGACAAUUGGACAACUUUUAUAAGUGUAUACAAAUUUAAUAAUAAAGCCGUAAAAUAAGUUCCGAUAAAUGAAUUCUUGACAUGAAACUACACUUACAUUUUCUGUGAACAUAUUGUCAAUGAUGCUUUUCAAUGCAGGGUUACUACAGUAGAGCUGACUAUAGUCGUAUAGACAAAGUAAAAUGUAAUAGAAAUACUUGGGUUUUUAAAUAACAAAUUAAAAUUUGCCAAAUGUUGUUAAAUGCCUACUUCGAUUGUCACCUACCACUUAUUUAUCAGCAGCUGAUUUGAUAUUUUUAAUUAAAUAUCCGAACAUAUUACAGUGUUGCCAACAUUGCAAUUCGGAUUUCUCUAUGGUACAUAUAAUUUUGACAAAUGUGUUAUUACUUUAAAAUUAAAAAACGUUGUAUCGGCUAAUACAACCUAAUCGUUAAUAACAUUUUUGUUGACAUUUAUUUAAUACUAAUUAGUUCCUUUAACUUUGUAACUGUUUUUUUUUCAUUUGGGGGUUAUGAAAUGUUAGAAUUUGUAAGGAUCCGUAAUAUAUGAGAAUGGCUAUUUUUGUAAAUAAAGUUUUACUUAAAUUAUGUCAUAGAUAAAAUAUAUCCAGUAGUUAGUUUUCCAUGUACAAUAAAAUUAGGUUACAUGUAGAAUGGACUAGUUAGAAUUUAUACAAAAUGAUUAGUACUAGAUAUAGAUUAAAAUAGCAACUUCGAUAAAUGUAUCAUAGUCUUUUCAUAUGAAAUAGAUAUAUAGACCUCAUGAUAGACGUUGUAUGUCGACCUUCUUGUAAUAUCUAAGGACGUGCUCAUUGUCAUCCCACUUAACAUACAUUGCUUAUCUGUAUUUAAAAUUUAUUAUCUGUAUAAAACAUCCUAUUUUAAUGUUCCCUUCUAAUAUAAAAGACAUUUGUACCACUAAUUUCAGUCAAGCAAAAUAAUUUACUUAAUAUUUCAAUUUCAAAUACAUACCUAAUAUUUUUAAUUCAUUGUUUAUACGUUGUUACUAUAAAUAUGUGUCCAUCUUUCGAUAAUUUUCAAACGCAUGUCAGCUUAGUAUGUGAUAUCCAGUGGCCAUAAAAUAACAGCAAUUAUAAUAAGUUUGGAAAAAACAAAGAUCAAUUUUUAGUUAACUUCGUUACCGAACAUUUAACAUUGCCAUUGUAAACACAAAGUACAAUAACUCCAAUAAUACCCACAGAUAGUCUGCAACACUAGUGUAAAAAGUACCUACAUUUUAAUAACUAUAUAAUGUAGUGUACUUAUGAAAUAUUUUAAGCUUUAUACUGUAAAUAUCUGUUAAAGAGAUGAGUGUUUCUAUGCAGUCUCCUUUGAUACCUAACAUUUCGUAUUUAGAACUUUUGUAUAACAUGAUUAAAAAAAACAUAAUUGUGCCGUCACUCAUUUUCAUUAAGAUUGUUUUAAUGUCGCUAGAAUAGGAAGGUGCUAAACAUGAAAAGGUAAGGCGAAUUGUAUAUUUUACAACGUUGCAAUAAAGAGGUCAUUUUAAGAAUAUGUUUACUUUGGUUCUGAACUAGUCAAAAUUUUCUUUUCGAGUGGCGGCUGGGGACAACGGUAAACUUGAAGUUUUAUUAUAUUUUGCGUUAAUAUGUUAA